AUGGGGCCGUUGCGCUGGCAGGUGGCGGCCGCCAUGGCAGUAGGCCUCACGCUGGCCCUGGAGGCGCUGCCCUCCGUGCUGCGCUGGCUGCGGGCAGGGAGGCGGUCGCGGUCGCGGCGCGAGGUGCUCUUCUUCCCGUCGCAGGUGACCUGCACCGAGGCCCUGCUGCAGGCCCCGGGUGUGGGGACGGCGGAGCCCUCAACGGACUGCCGGUGCAGCCUGCCGCACGGCGAGAGCUCGCUGAGCCGCCUGCUGCGCGCCCUGCUGGCCGCCCGCACCAGCCUCGAGCUCUGCCUCUUCGCCUUCUCCAGCCCGCAGCUGGGCCGCGCCGUGCAGCUGCUGCAUCAGCGCGGGGUGCGCGUCCGGGUCAUCACCGACUGUGACUACAUGGCCCUCAACGGCUCGCAGAUCGGGCUGCUCCGCAAGGCAGGUAUUCAGGUUCGACAUGACCAGGACCUUGGCUACAUGCAUCACAAGUUUGCCAUAGUGGACAAGAAGGUGCUGAUCACCGGCUCCCUCAACUGGACCACGCAAGCCAUUCAGAACAAUAGAGAAAAUGUUUUGAUUAUGGAGGAUGAAGAGUAUGUGAGGCUUUUUCUGGAAGAAUUUGAGCAUAUUUGGGAAGAGUUCAACCCCACGAAGUAUACCUUUUUCCCACAAAAGAAGAGAGGCCACUGAAGCUGUGCUGUUGUCUCUGUCUGCAGAGCUGGAGGAGAGAAUGGGGGCUAACGCUGAAAGACUUUUGGUACCCACACUUGAAACCAGGCCAGACUAUAGAGAGGACAGACUGGCCCGAGCCCAGUCUGGACCCAUCGUGGGUGUUGGGGCCAGGCUGCGUUCUGUGAGUGAGAACCCCAGAGCAAGAAAGUCACAAACUAAAUUCUCCUUCAUUAAAAUACUGAAAAGUGAAGUGAAGAAUGGUUGAGGUUGAGGAGGAAAGGGGAGUUCCUGUCCCGUCAAGUUGGUUGUUUGGGGUUGAGUCUUCAGUUUUUCCCUCCACUAAAAGUCAGGUCAGCUUCACCUUCUUCCCAGCGUGACUUCUGGCACCUUGCCCGGCGUCUCGCUGGAGGCUCUGCUCCUGCUCUGCGCACAAGAGGCGCAGUGCCCUUCCGGGGUUGGAGGUCUGAGUCCCUUUCCUGAUGUGACAAUCCUCUGCCUCCACGAGCCCUUCUUUAGUCUCCGCGAGUGUUCCCUCCUGCCCUCCUGCCCCGCUCACCACCUGGCACUGCUGUGCCGCGCUCCCCGCACCCCCAUGCUGGCAGUCUCUCUGUCAGGUCACCAGCUCCUGGUGCAGCACAGCAGGGAGCGCCCCCGGGUGCCCUCACAUUCAUGAGUCACCCGCAGCGCAGUGGUCACUCCCUUCCCGGGGUUCACGUCCAUAACUGCUCUUUAAAGCAAAAGCACACGAGAAUGUUCCUCCUCGCCAGCUUCCUUUUGUUUUCAUGUGGAGAGUGUGGUUUGUCCGGAAGGGCUGUAAGCAGCUAGAAUUGGCUUCUGUUUCCAUGUUAAGCUUUUAGUUUUUAACGUUUUCAUGCGGAAGGUAAUGUUGGUAUAUGCAUUUAGAAGUGACCUGAACUGUAACACCUGCGGGACUUGGCUGAUUCGCACUCUUGGCUUGAUGUAAUUCAUCUGAGUUACACGCCGUCGGGGACACGCCCGCGGAGAGCCCAGUUUCAGACUUUGGUUCCUGACAGGUCUGAUGUUAUUCUCGGGCAGGAUUUUGUGCUCAUGGGUCUUAGAGCAGGUGUCUUACAUUUGUGAAAAGUUCCAGUAUUUUUCAUUACAUGUAUAUCUGCAUGUACACGCACACACACGCACACACACCCCUCGCACACCACCCGGAUGACUCACGCUAGCGUCGUGUCAUGUUCCCUGUACAGUGUGCCGUCGCCUGUCCUGAGGGGCCCUCCUUCCCCAGCACCCUCAGCGCCGCCUGGAGAGACAGUCAGUGCGACUUGUUUUUCUGUUUUUAAAGUUAUCUUUAACUCAGGUGUUAGUCAGGUAAACUCAAAGUUAAUUUUAUCCAUUUAAUUGAAGAUAUAAAGGAUAAUGUACAGAUUAGAAAGUACAGGAAAUGGUUUUACAUUAAAGGUGUUUUUUACCCGAGUCUGUGCUCCAGUCAUGUGUGUUAGUAAAACUGGAGAAGACUUGAGAACAUGUUUGUUGUCCUGAACAUCCUGCGUAUUUGAAAUAAAUGUUUUUCUGGAAGGUUAAUACCGUGUGUCCUUGCUCUU
Talpa occidentalis (Iberian mole) is the source of this 2234-nucleotide messenger RNA. It is a transcript of the gene PLD6, whose product is annotated as phospholipase D family member 6. The transcript has 2 exons. The record is from RefSeq and is a predicted model, not a curated record. Bases 1 to 678 code for a protein of 225 amino acids. Gene Ontology annotation, biological process: piRNA processing. NCBI's taxonomy places the organism in Eukaryota, Metazoa, Chordata, Mammalia, Eulipotyphla, Talpidae. Gene Ontology annotation, molecular function: RNA endonuclease activity producing 5'-phosphomonoesters, hydrolytic mechanism. Gene Ontology annotation, cellular component: mitochondrion.